AAUGACAGAGCAUGAGGACUUCGUGAGCUUGGCUGGGUACUGGAACUCCUCCAGCAGUUACCAGUUCAGCCCUGCCAGUGUCAUUGUCCCUGUCGUCUUCUCCCUCAUCUUCCUCCUGGGCACAGUGGGCAACAGCCUGGUGCUGGCAGUGCUGCUGCACAACAGGCAAAUGAGCCACAACACUACCAACCUCUUCAUCCUCAACCUCAGCCUGGCUGACUUUUUCUUCAUUGUCUUCUGCGUGCCUUUCCAGGCCACCAUCUACUCCCUUGAGGGCUGGGUCUUCGGCUCCUUCAUCUGCAAAGCUGUCCAUUUCUUCAUCUACCUGACCAUGUAUGCUAGCAGCUUUACUCUGGCUGCUGUCUCUGUGGACAGGUAUCUGGCUAUCCGCUAUCCGCUGCGCUCCCGGGAGCUACGGACCCCUCACAACACAGUGGCUGCCAUGGCUGGGAUCUGGGGCCUCUCUGCGGUCUUUGCUGGGCCCUACCUAAGUUACUAUGACCUGAUUGAGUGGGAGUCCAGCUACAUCUGCAUGCCUGGCUGGGAGGAGUGGAGACGCAAGGUCAUGGACACCAGCACAUUUGCCUUCGGCUAUGUCAUCCCAGUGCUGGUCAUCAGCCUCUCCUACACCAGGACCAUCAAGUACCUGUGGACAGCAGUGGACCCCCUGAAGGACAUAUCAGAGUCAAAGAAGGCCAAGCGGAAGGUAACCAAGAUGAUCAUCAUUGUAACCAUCCUUUUCUGCCUCUGCUGGCUGCCCUACCAUGUAGUCAUCCUCCGAUACCUCUACGGAGACUUCCCCUUCAAUCAGGCCACCUACGCCUUCCGCCUGCUUUCCCACUGCAUGGCCUAUGCCAACUCUUGCCUCAAUCCCAUCGUCUAUGCCCUGGUCUCCAAGCACUUCCGCAAGGGCUUCAAAAAAGUUUUCAGCUGCCUCUUGAGGAAAAAGCACCGCAACAAGGUGCACGUGGUGCAUGCUGCCCAUGUUGUGCCUGGAUUUGAGGCAGGCUCCACUGAAGUGUCCCAGAUGCACGAGGAGAAUAACAGGUGCGAGCUGAACCCAGCCUCCAUGGCAGUCCCCUCCCGUUCCUCCAGUCCCGUUCACACUUCUUAGUGGCCAAGCUGCACACCAUCUGCCAGCUUGGCUGUGUCACCAGCUUCAGGCUAC
Molecule: messenger RNA, 1168 nt
Organism: Tauraco erythrolophus (red-crested turaco)
Lineage: Eukaryota; Metazoa; Chordata; Aves; Musophagiformes; Musophagidae
Product: galanin receptor 2b
Biological process (GO): G protein-coupled receptor signaling pathway
Cellular component (GO): plasma membrane
Molecular function (GO): G protein-coupled receptor activity
Source: RefSeq, a predicted model, not a curated record